This is a messenger RNA of Drosophila arizonae, 522 nucleotides long. RefSeq lists its product as uncharacterized. The record is from RefSeq and is a predicted model, not a curated record. NCBI's taxonomy places the organism in Eukaryota, Metazoa, Arthropoda, Insecta, Diptera, Drosophilidae.
CCCUCACAGCUCAAACAUGUCUCGCGUAUGCCUCUCACUAAUCUCAGCUCUGUUGCUGCUGUCGCCCACCUGGGCGGGCAUUGGCUACCUGGCCGACGAGCACGCCGUGGCGCACACCCAGCAGAAUGUGGUCAGGAGCUACGACGGCACCGUCUCCCACUAUGCCAAGUCCGUGUCGACGCCCUACUCCCAGGUGCACAAGCAGGACACACGCAUCAGCAACAAUGUCUACCAGCCAGCCAUAGCCAAGACGAUCAGCUAUGCCGCUCCAGCUCCAACUGUCUAUGCAUCGCAUCAGCCUGCCGUCUACAGCCAGGCUCCAGUCUACCAUCAGCAGCAGCAGCAGCAGCAGCAGUACCAGCAGUCCAUUCCGGCUGUCCAGACCACCUACGCCAGCCACCAGCCCAUUGCGGUGCACUACUCACCCGCUGAGGCGGUCUCCCACAUGAGCUUCGAUGGUUUCGGCACCCACUGGGGAUACUAAGGAGGCAAUUUCAAAUAGUUUUAAGACUUUUGCAUUCA